This is a messenger RNA of Lobosporangium transversale, 869 nucleotides long. Its product is annotated as 40S ribosomal protein S13. NCBI's taxonomy places the organism in Eukaryota, Fungi, Mortierellomycota, Mortierellomycetes, Mortierellales, Mortierellaceae. Gene Ontology annotation, cellular component: ribosome; nucleolus; cytosolic small ribosomal subunit. The record is from RefSeq and is a predicted model, not a curated record. Gene Ontology annotation, molecular function: structural constituent of ribosome; small ribosomal subunit rRNA binding. Gene Ontology annotation, biological process: translation. Bases 44 to 499 code for a protein of 151 amino acids. The transcript is spliced from 3 exons.
UUUCUCCUCCUCUUUCGCAUAUUCCACAAAGAAAUUAUUCAAAAUGGGUCGCAUGCACAGCCGUGGCAAGGGUAUCUCGAGCUCUGCUCUCCCCUACAAACGUACUCCUCCUUCCUGGUUGAAGGCUACUCCUGAAGAUGUCUGCGAGUCGAUUUUCAAGCUCGCCAAGAAGGGUAUGACUCCCUCUCAAAUUGGUGUUAUUCUUCGUGACUCCCAGGGUAUUGCUCAGGUCAAGAACGUCACCGGUAACAAGAUUCUCCGUAUCUUGAAGUCCAACGGUCUCGCUCCCGAGAUUCCUGAAGAUCUUUACCACUUGAUCAAGAAGGCUGUCUCCGUUCGCAAGCACUUGGAGCGCAACCGCAAGGAUUGCGACGGCAAGUUCCGCCUCAUUUUGAUCGAGUCCCGUAUCCACCGUCUUGCUCGCUACUACAAGACCGCUGGUCAGCUCCCUCCCACCUGGAAGUACGAGUCUGCCACUGCCUCUGCUCUUGUCGCUUAAAUUAUUGCUUUCGGGUAAUAGUUGGGAGGCAAUUCUAUGCUCGUUUCAAUUGGAGCGCGCGCUUCUCAGAAAUAAAGAUGGAUUUAAUGGAAAAGCUGCUUUACAUGUUACUUGGACCUGUAUAUAUUCCAGGAUAUGGAAAAAAAAUGGUAAUAGGGAGACAUGGAUCCAAGAGGAUUUCUUAAGCUUGGAUCUGACGCUGGAACAAAAAGAGGAAAAACAAUCUUCCAAUGUUGCUAUGCAGUGCUGUGCGAUGUGGGACGAGAUUUCUUGAUUGGAUUGAAUUCUUUAUUGCACGAAGGAAACGUUACUUGGCUUGACCAAAGAUAUGAUCAAUCAAACAUUGUAUACAAUGAUCAAUGCAAUUGGC